Cyprinus carpio (common carp) is the source of this 4138-nucleotide messenger RNA. RefSeq names its product ras-related protein Rab-30-like. Lineage: Eukaryota; Metazoa; Chordata; Actinopteri; Cypriniformes; Cyprinidae. Gene Ontology annotation, molecular function: GTP binding; GTPase activity. Gene Ontology annotation, biological process: Rab protein signal transduction. The record is from RefSeq and is a predicted model, not a curated record. Gene Ontology annotation, cellular component: trans-Golgi network.
UCAAAAAAAAAAAAAAAAAAAAACCGAGGAAACUCUGCGAUCAUUGUGCAACACUGGAGUCGAAAAUUUGCCGAGGUUACUGUUGUUUUGAUUGCUAUUGUCGCGUAGAUUAAAAGCCUGGAGAAAAGAGUGAAUGCAUUCGGAAUAAUAGAAGCAGUGGGGUGAAUCCCCUGCGUUUGCUGAGCGUGAGGAUGGAGGAUUAUGAUUACUUAUUCAAAAUUGUGCUGAUAGGAAAUGCAGGAGUGGGCAAAACCUGCCUCGUCCGACGCUUCACUCAGGGGCUGUUCCCUCCUGGACAAGGUGCCACCAUUGGAGUUGAUUUCAUGAUUAAAACUGUGGAAAUAAAAGGAGUGAAAGUGAAGCUCCAGAUCUGGGACACGGCCGGACAGGAGCGGUUCCGCUCGAUUACCCAGAGUUACUACCGCAGUGCCAAUGCCCUCAUUCUCACCUAUGACAUCACCUGUGAGGAUUCCUUCCGGUGCCUUCCUGAGUGGCUGAGGGAGAUCGAGCAGUAUGCCAACAACCAAGUGGUGACGAUCUUAGUAGGGAAUAAGAUAGACCUGGCUGACAAGCGAGAAGUCCAUCGGCAGCGAGCAGAGGAGUUUGCGGAGGCACAGAGCAUGCUUUAUCUGGAGACCUCUGCCAAAGAAUCGGACAACGUGGAGAAGCUCUUUCUGGAUCUGGCCUGCGAACUGAUCCGCGAGGCCAAGCAAAACACGCUGGACAACAACGACUCCACUCCCAUGCCUGGAGAAGGGAAAACCAUCAGUUACUUGAGUUGCUGCAGCAUAAACUAGGAGACUUGGCAACUCUGUCUGGCUGAGGGGGCAACAUGGAUUGCAUACAAAGUGGUUGUAUUGUUGGUAACCACUGUGUAGUUGCAGUGGUUACUGUUUUCAACUGUUGUUGAAGUCUACGUCUUUUACCCUUCUUAAAUCCCUGGGUAUUUUAAAAUAUUUGGGAAAAACAUGAUAUCAAGUUGAUGCUGCUUUUAGAGGUGAUGCUUUUGGCAAGGAAAAAGGGCCUUGUUACACAACAAUUCUUGCUGAUAGGUCAGACAAUGAGAUUUUCUAUACUUCUGUACAAUGCAACUGUUGGGAUUUCCCUGCUGACUUGAGAGCCAAUGUAUUUGUCGAUUUGAAAAGAAAACAAAAUGAGAAUGCAGGUUUUCAUCAGCAGUCUCACCCACUUGAAGGACUACUUCAUCCAAAAAUAAGAAUUCUGUCAUCAUUUACUCGCCCUCAUGUUGUUCAGAACCCAUAUUACUGACUUUUUCUGUGGAACACAAAAGAAGAUGUUUUGAAGAAUGUUCACAAAGCUCUUUUCCAACCACAUGUAUCCAGUGACCAAAGCAGUCCAUGUGACAUUAUAUUCCAAGUCUUCUGAAGCCAUAUGAUGCUUAUGGGUUUGGAAUGACAUGAGGGUGAGUAAAUGAUGACAGAGUUUUAAUUUUAGGGUGAACUGCUUCUUUAAGUCCCAUUGCCACAAAUGUCAUCUGUUGGUGUGCACAUUUAUUAUUUGCACAAAAUGCACUUCUUGAUGAUUGCUUGCGAGAUUGUUUGAAGUUGCUUAUGCAUGCAUUUUUUUUAAUGAAGAAGUCAAUAAUGCAAACAGAUAGCCAGCUCCCUUAAAUAAUCUGUGACAGAAAACCGCCAUUUUAAAUCCUCAUUUAUCAGGUAGUCAGUUUGUAAGAAUAUAAACUCCCCUUACUGCUUGCAUGGAAGUCAAAACGUCAUUUUGAGAAGUCAGCAAAAACCCAAUGUGCCUCCGGCAUUUGCAUCAUCAUGUAAUACAUAGCACUGGGGAAUCUCAUGGAGCACAUGUUUGGGUCAUAUUUAAACCCCAAAAUAUCACUCAAACCGGGUCGAUUUAUUGAUCUGGAAGUUUUACUUUUGUUUGUUUCAAGCAUAAUUCUCAGUAGAUUCUCAGUAUUGUAAUACAGUAAUGGGAACAAUACUGUCCAGACGCAAUUAUAUUUUUCAGGAUUUUUUUUAUCUUCACAGUACAUAUAUACAUACUUUACAAGUUUUGUUUUUUGCAUUAUGUGUAGGAAUGAGAUUUGUUGUAUUACAGUAAUAAGAGCAUUAUUGUUCAUAAAAUAAGCUCCAUUUUCUUUUCAAAAAAGUCUUUUUUUUUUUCUUUUUUUUUUCUGAUUUUAAGGUAAAAUUCACUGCCAUUCAAAAGGUUGGGGUCAUUUUUUUUUUUUUUUUUAAGAAAUUAAUACUUUUAGUCAUCAAGGAUGCAUUAAAUUAAUCAAAAUUGACAGUUAUUCAUUAUGACAGACAUUAUGUUACAGAUGAUGUUUCUAAUAAAUGCUGUUCUUAUGAACUUUUUAUUCAUCAAAGAAUCCUGAAAAAAAAAAAACAAUGCUUUCCACAAAAGUAUUAAGCAGCACAACUGUUUUCAACAUUGAUAUUAAUUAGAACUAUUUCCUUAGCAACAAAUCAGCACCUACAGUACAAUUUAUUUCUGAAAAAUCAUGGGACACUGAAGACUGAAGUUGAAAUAUUUCACAAUAUUACUAUUUUUAUUGUAUUUUUGAUCAAAUACAUGCAGCCUAGUUGAGCAUAAGAGACUUCUUUCAAAAAGAUUAAAAAAAUUGUACUGACCCCAAACUGGUUUCAUGAGAUCAUCCGCUCUAGACAGAGGUUUUUAGUGGCCAAGUUCUAGACAUCGUUCUUUAUUGUCUUUGCUCAUUAUAUGCUAAAAAGGAAACAAUGGGCUUAAUGUUAUAAUGCACUGUCUAGAAUGCUUAUUUCAUUCCACUAGUUUCUUUUUCCAAGGAUUACUCUGAUUCCCAUUUGGAUAUAUUCUGUCCUUUUACACAUUUUAUCUGUUAUCAGAACUAAAAUAUACCAGGAUGCUUUGUAGUUCUUUUAGUCCAGCUUUGGUAUUGUAAUAACCGUAGCGAUGUUUAAAGCUUUUGGCACUUGAGAGGUCAAGAGAACUGUGUGUGUGUAGUUAUUGUGUGAAUGAGAUGUAUUUCAUAAAUGUUUCAGUGAGUUCUUGCACAAAUGGUCUUUGUUUUCCAAUGCAUCAUAUUGAGGAAAAGAUGGAGUUGUUUAAAGGUGUGAUACAGUGUGAUUCUGAUUUCGGUUGGUCUUUGUCUGUUCUGGAACUGUGGUGUGCAUUUUAAUGACUUUUAAACAGUUGGAACUUGUACCUCCAACCUUGGCUGUGCUGUGAGUUUGUUUGCACCUGUGUCAUUACAAAGGAACUGUGAAUCUCCUCUUUUGUAGACUUUCAGUAUUUUACUUGCUGCUACAGAGCUUUUUUCCUCAAAUCUUUUUUUUUUUUUUUUUUUUUUUUUAACAGAAUUACAACUGAGGUUUUAAAUGCCUUGUGCUUGGUAAUAUUUGUGAUGAUCAUGAUUCAGUUAUUUUUAGUGUUUUUUAUUUUUAUUUUUUAUAUACACUCAACAAAAUGUAUUCACUAAAACACUUAACAAUGUUUAACUUGAGGACCAAUUGUUUAAGCUUUUUCGGUUGUCCAUGCCAUUUACUUUGCAAUAUAAUGCAUUUUCCUCAUAUUUACACAUAGCUGCUUAUAUGAUAUUAAGCUUUUCUAUUAACAUUUUAUUUUAAAGUGAUAACCUUUUCUAGUUUUGUAUAAACUUUUUUCUUUCUAUGUUAUAUGACGUGCCAUGCACAGUAUUUUCUCUGUCAGGUAUUUUUGUUUUACAGAUCUAUGCCAUAUUGUAAUUUGUUGCAUUGUGUACCAGUCUCUAGAAUUAUUUCUUUUCUAUGUUAAAUGCCCUAAUUUCCAGUAUAGUAUAUGUAUUACUAAGCGCUUACUUUUUCUGUAUGGACAAUGUUAUUAUGAUUUUCAUUAUGUGAAGUACAAUAUUCAUCAAUGUGUAAUGUGAAGAUGAAACGCCAUUCUUUGAACCCACAAGAUUUGUAUCCAAAGUAGAUAACUGUACAUUUAUUGUUUUAGUGUGUGCUUUCAAUAUAUAAGUUGUGAUGCAUUAUGUGUAAUACAUUUAUCAUAAUGAGACAAACCCCCAUGACUGCAGCAUUUCAGUAUUGCGCCAUAAUGCGUUGUUUUCUUUGAGUAAUCCUGUAACUUAUGUUUUAAUUCUCAGCAUAUAAACUGCAAGUUAAUACCUUUCUCCAAAUAAACAUGGUUAUGACACUAA